ACAGGUCGAGACGUUUCCCGCGCGGCUGCCCAAGAGCUGCCCCAAGCACCGCGCCAAGCACCGCGCAUUGUGAGGUAGUUGCCCCGACGCAGCGCCCGACACCCGACGCAACGCCCGCGCGACGCGCCGCACGAAACGGAACCAUGGCAUCCCCGACCAAGAAGCCCGUGCUGCUCGACGUGAACGUGAAGAGGGCCAUGCCCGCGUCGCCGCCGAAGAUCGCCAUGAAGCUUGCUGGACGCGCGCCCUCGCCCCAGAAGACGGCGCAGCAGCUCUUCGAGAAGCUCGAGGCGGCCGAAGCGCGCCGCGACGUCGAGCUCGAGGAGAAGAAGUUUAAAGCGCAAGCGAUGGCCACCAUGAAGGGCACUGUUAAAUCCUCGCCGACGAAGGCCGAAAUUGACGAGAAGAUGAAGCAGGCCCAGCGCAACCACGACUUGCGUAUUACGGAGAAAGUGGAACAAGCGGCCCAGGAGACCAUGAAGCUAGAGCAGGCGCGGGAGCGCCGGGAAUUGUUGGAAAAAAGGUCGCGGGAGGUCGCGGCGAUCCAGUACUCGGCGAAGGAGACCGAUGCCGAGCGUCGCUUGCUUGGUUUGGAGAUCCAAAGAGAGACGAAGCGUUUAGUGACGAACAACAAGCGCGAGAAGGUCUAUGAAAGGUUGGCUGAAGAUCGGGAGCGCCGGGCGGCUUUAUUAGAUGAGAAGCUUGAGAGAGCUGCCGAACUAAAAGGCCAGCAUGAUGAUUUGACAAGACUACGAGCGGCGGCGACGUCGACGUGCCGGGUCGCGGCCGCGCAGACGCGCCGCGACGUCGACGACGCCGAGCGCCGCCUGCACGCGGCAGCCGAGACGGCGAACAAGAUGGAGGACGCUCAGAGAAGGAGGGAGAUCGAGCAGCUCGAUAAAGUGGUCCGGGCGGCGUCAUUAGGAUCCGCCGCGGUCGUGACGGCCGCGCGCAGACGGCUGCGCGACACGGACCAGCAGAUGGAAACCGGCGCGCGCAAUUUAGAAAUUAAGCUCACCGGUGCUGAAUUAGAGAGAAGGCGCAAGCUCGAGGACGUCGCGGCCAAAGCUAGAGCCACGGGCACGGCUCGGGUGGAAGCGGCCGCACAGGAACGAAAGUACCGAGAAGAUAGGGCCGAGAUGGACGCCGAGUACCGCCGCAAUCAAGCGAGACUCGCCUCGUCUCGAGCGGAGGACGCGAAGAUGCUCGUGGCCGGCAAGGCCUCGAUGGCCAAUGCCGAGAAAAUGAGAAGACGCCAGGAGAAAGAAAAAAUGGAGUCCGAUUUCUGCGAGGAGACGCGCGCGAAGCUCGACGCGAAGUUGCAAGAUGCGGAGAAGCGCGUCGAGCAGGAGGGUCUGAGAUUGCGCACCAAAUAUCAAGGCGUCCGCCGCGAGACGCCGCCGCCGUCGGACGGGCCCGGCAACUACUUCGCGGAGCACGGCGUGCUCAUCGGGGGCUGCGUCGCCGGUGGGUUGGCCGCGGUCUUCGCGCUGUCUCGAGUGCUCGCGCGCUUCUCCUAGAGGAAACGUGCUCUUUUCCGCGCGCCGGCAGCGGUGCGCGCAAUAACAUCCCCCGUUCUGACUAACCACCUACAUGAACAC
Molecule: messenger RNA, 1601 nt
Organism: Pelagomonas calceolata
Lineage: Eukaryota; Pelagophyceae; Pelagomonadales; Pelagomonadaceae
Source: the annotation of a GenBank genome assembly